Messenger RNA from Cylicocyclus nassatus, 1909 nucleotides. The record is from the annotation of a GenBank genome assembly. NCBI's taxonomy places the organism in Eukaryota, Metazoa, Nematoda, Chromadorea, Rhabditida, Strongylidae.
ACAGAAUCUGCUGGAAAUGAGCUGAUAGAAAGCGGGUUAUGACCUAUUCUGUCUCUUUGUUGUUUUUGUUCUGUUAUUUGCUCAAUGUGGAUACUGUGGCACAAUCCGAGUAUCAUGACAUGCAGAAGCGAUCCAUGUUAGACGAUGAUCCCUGCCUUGAUGCUCACCAAAUUGAAAACCUCGAUUCUGUAGAGCUUCUUCCUCGUUACGCACAUUUGAAGCGACCCUGGUUGCGAGCGGAUGUCACACCAAAGAUCUUCACUAGCGAUGGACUGCGUUAUCAAUGGAUGUGGGCAAAAAGCUUAGUAGUCCGAGGCCUCAGCAACGAUACCACGGUAGACGAUAUUCUGAGGUUUCUGGAUGGCCAAAACUGCUCAUUCUUGGCGAUCGGCGAUGCGGUAUGGCAAACUGUACACCGGAUUCACCCUGUACGAUUCGAGGGUGAAAUCAGUUGUCCUAUGAAAGAGUUGUACACAAUCUGCUUAGCCAAAUAUGGCAAUACCGCAUGCAGUCUCUUCCCUUUGGAAGGACCAUCUCCAUACAAACUGGAAAUCGGUGACGCUAGAGCAGAUCGGUCUUUGGAUGAGCUAAAAGCACAACCACUGGUACUGUAUGAAUGGGGUUCAACACUUGGUUUACCCGCGCAACGAUGGGGAUACACUGUUACUACGAUGGCUAUAUAUGACAAUAACGCUGGACAAGUGUACCUAAUAGACAUGACGGGAAAAGGCUACAUGGACACUUGCGGCAAACGGAUAUCAGCUGCUGUCGACAACUCUCAAUGGAAAGCUUGGGCUGACGGAGACAUAUCGAAGGUUUAUCGAUUCUACCUCUUGAGAACUCAGGGGUUUGGUGUAUCCAACCAUGAUCUGCAAAAUUUUAUAAACAAAAUGAUUCAAAGCGAGUCUAACAAAAAGGUUGCACAAACGUUCUACUGCGAAUCAAUUUUGGGUGGGAUUGUUUCAUGGGCUGGGGACGGUCUGACAACUACUUGCCAUGUUAUGUAUCCCGACAAUACGGACAGGCGCAGGAUAGUCAGCGCAAGAGAUCUGCUAAGCUCUGAAAUGGGGGCUCACUGGAUUGUUAAUACCGCCCCAGCGAUUGACGAAAUGGAAGCGGUCUACCUUACUGAGCGACAGUUCGUUGAUGUAAGAGAUCGUCUAAAGGGACGAAUCACUGGAGAUCCUGUUUUUGGUGCUUCUGACCCUCUUCGACUAGGAAUCCCUACCGUAAAUGACAUAGCGGAAGUCCAACGAAGGCCGCUUUUGAAAUUAGAAACUACGAGCGACGUUUCAUCGGCCUCUGACGAAGUCUUAGAUGUCGAAUCCAGUGAAGAAGCCGAAAACACUUCGGCCGAAACAACUCCUAUGAGUGAGGAAACAACCACCAGCGAGGAGGCUCACAUACCGAAGCGAGACACAGGCAUGAUUCGCAGUGUCGAACCGCAGACGAAUUCGUCCGCAUCCACUACUGAACCUUCAUUUAUUCUGACUGAUGACGGGAUUAGCUCAGAGGAAUUCGAGGAUGACGCGCUCAAAGCAGAUCCUUCAUCCCAACAAUCCUUGAGCUUAGAUUACUUAACAACAUCUCUCUAUAUGGCAUUCGUAGUGUUUGUGAUCAUUACGGAUGUUUAAAUCAACGCAGUUCGUUUUGUAAAUACUUGGCUAUCAUAAAGUAGGAGUCACGCCAUUUGAACGAUUUACGCAUAAUUUGUCUGAUGAUUACAUUCCCCACUAAUCAAUCACGAGACAGUUUUUAGGAGAAUGAGAUUCAAUUUAUUGUGCCGACAGCUUUUUGCUUUUUAUCGAUUAUAAUUGUACUCCUUUUUCGUGAUGUACUAUAAAUUAUACAGGUCUUGAUAAAUGUGUAUAUUAAGUACUGAUAUUAGGUCGUUUCAAAAGUAAUUUCG